This is a messenger RNA of Equus quagga, 6119 nucleotides long. It is a transcript of the gene L3MBTL1, whose product is annotated as L3MBTL histone methyl-lysine binding protein 1. The coding region runs from base 97 to 3633 and encodes 1178 amino acids. The record is from RefSeq and is a predicted model, not a curated record. Lineage: Eukaryota; Metazoa; Chordata; Mammalia; Perissodactyla; Equidae. Gene Ontology annotation, cellular component: nucleus. Gene Ontology annotation, biological process: protein phosphorylation; regulation of DNA-templated transcription. The transcript is spliced from 33 exons. Gene Ontology annotation, molecular function: protein serine/threonine kinase activity; ATP binding; zinc ion binding.
GUUGCUGUGCUUGAGGUUGGAGGGAGUAGUGAUCAGGAAAGAUCACCUCCCAGGAAGAUGAACCUGUAUGAGUGAAGGAGAACCUGGCCUACCAGGAUGGAGGGGCAUGCUGAAAUGGAGAUGCUGAGGACACUGAAGGGGCCCUCCUCAGGGGAGGUCAGCGUGCACCUGGUGGCCAGAGACAGCCCAGGUUCAGGCCCUCACCUGCCCGCUACUGCCUUCAUCAUCCCAGCCAGCACGGCCACCCUUGGCCUGUCCAGCAGUGCCCUGGAUGUGUCCUGCUUUCCGCGGGAGCCGAUCCAUGUGGGCGCCCCAGAGCGAGUGGCCGGCAGCGUACCUGUCACGGCCACGGUUCUGCCGCAGUUAAGCGCCGGCCCGGCGGCCAGCUCCAGCGGCAGCACAGUGCGGCUCCUGGAGUGGACAGAGGCCGCGGCCCCGCCCCCUGGGAGCGGCCUGCGGUUCCGGAUCAGCGAGUACGCGCCGCUGAACAUGGUGGGAGCGGAGCAGCCCCCGAGCCCCGAGCUGCGUCAGGAAGGCGUGGCCGAGUACGAAAAUAGCGAGGCCCCAGCAGGAGGUGGCGAUGCGGGCACCCACCAGCCUGCGGACCUCCCCCAGGACCCUCCAGAAGAUCCCCCUCAGGACCCCCCAGAGGAUGAUGGCACCUGUCAGUGCCAGGCUUGCGGGCCUCAACCAGGCACCGGUCCAGAUGCUGGUUCCUCCAGUGAUGGCUGCCCCCCGCUGUACCAGGAGCGGUCAGUCAUAGUGGAGAACUCCUCAGGCCAGAACUCCUCCUGUGCCAGCACUUCUGAGCUCCUCAAACCCAUGAAGAAGAGGAAGCACAGGGAAUACCAGAGCCCAUCAGAGGAGGAGUCCGACCCAGAGGCCAUGGAGAAGCAAGAAGAAGGAAAAGAUCCAGAGGGACAGCCCACCGCCAGCACCCCAGAAAGUGAGGAGUGGAGCAGCAGCCAGCCUGCAUCAGGGGAGAAGAAGGAAGGCUGGUCAUGGGAGUCCUACCUCGAGGAGCAGAAGGCCAUCACUGCCCCUGUCAGCCUCUUCCAGGACUACCAGACGGUCACCCAUAAUAAGAAUGGCUUCAGACUGGGCAUGAAGUUGGAAGGCAUCGACCCUCAACACCCCUCCAUGUACUUCAUCCUCAGCGUGGCCGAGGUGUGUGGCUACCGCCUGCGUCUGCACUUUGAUGGGUAUUCCGAGUGCCAUGACUUCUGGAUCAAUGCCAACUCCCCUGACAUUCACCCCGCUGGCUGGUUUGAGAAGACUGGGCACAAGCUGCAGCCCCCCAAAGGUUACAAGGAGGAGGAGUUCAGCUGGAGCCAGUACCUGCGCAGCACAAGAGCUCAGGCUGCCCCCAAGCACCUGUUUGUGAGCCAGAGCCAUAGUCCCCCACCCCUGGGCUUCCAGGUGGGCAUGAAGCUGGAGGCUGUUGACCGCAUGAACCCAUCCCUCGUCUGUGUGGCCAGUGUGACCGAUGUGGUGGACAGCCGCUUCCUGGUGCACUUUGACAACUGGGACGAUACUUACGACUACUGGUGUGAUCCCAGCAGCCCCUACAUCCACCCAGUGGGCUGGUGCCAGAAGCAAGGAAAGCCCCUCACCCCUCCACAAGACUACCCAGACCCUGAUAGCUUCUGCUGGGAGAAAUAUCUGGAAGAAACUGGGGCCUCUGCCGUGCCCACCUGGGCCUUCAAGGUGCGCCCCCCGCACAGUUUCCUGGUCAACAUGAAGCUGGAGGCCGUGGACCGCAGGAACCCAGCUCUGAUUCGUGUGGCCAGCGUGGAGGAUGUGGAGGACCAUAGGAUAAAGCUCCACUUUGAUGGCUGGAGUCAUGCCUAUGACUUCUGGAUUGACGCUGACCACCCAGACAUCCACCCGGCGGGCUGGUGCUCGAAGACAGGGCAUCCCCUGCAGCCUCCUCUCCGACCGAGAGAGCCCAGCUCUGCCUCCGCUGGGGACUGUCCUCCUCUCAGCUGUCAGCGCCUGCCGCACGCCAGGACCUCCAAAUACAGCUUUCACCACCGGAAGUGCCCCACUCCUGGUUGUGACGGCUCUGGCCACGUCACAGGCAAGUUCACAGCUCACCAUUGCCUCUCGGGCUGCCCACUGGCCGAGAGGAACCAGACCCGGCUGAAGGCGGAGCUGUCCGACUCGGAGGCCUCGGCCCGUAAGAGGAACCUCUCAGGCUUCUCCCUAAGGAAGAAGCCUCGCCAUCAUGGCCGGAUUGGACGCCCUCCAAAGUAUCAGAAGAUCCCGCAGGAAGAUUUCCCGACACUGACUACCGAUGUCAUGCACCAGUCCCUCUUCAUGUCGGCCCUGUCGGCCCACCCUGACCGUUCACUCUCAGUGUGCUGGGAGCAGCACUGCAAGCUCCUGCCAGGAGUGGCGGGCAUCUCGGCCUCCACAGUCACCAAGUGGACCAUCGAUGAGGUCUUCAGCUUCGUUCAGACCUUGACAGGUUGUGAGGACCAAGCACAACUCUUCAAAGAUGAGAGCCCACCUGAUCACUGCUACAGAAUGGACUCUAGCCCGGCGGGGACCCCCAGUCCGCAGCCCUCAAGGGCCAAUGGGAACAUCAACCUGGGGCCUUCAGCCAACCCAAAUGCCCGGCCCACCGACUUCGACUUCCUCAAAGUCAUUGGCAAAGGUAACUAUGGGAAGGUCCUCCUGGCCAAGCGCAAGUCUGAUGGGACAUUCUAUGCAGUGAAGGUGCUGCAGAAAAAGUCCAUCUUAAAGAAGAAAGAGCAGAGCCACAUCAUGGCGGAGCGCAGCGUGCUUCUGAAGAAUGUGCGGCACCCUUUCCUCGUGGGCCUGCGCUACUCCUUCCAGACGCCUGAGAAGCUCUACUUUGUGCUGGACUAUGUCAACGGGGGAGAGCUCUUCUUCCACCUGCAGCGGGAGCGCCGGUUCCUGGAGCCCCGGGCCCGGUUCUACGCCGCUGAGGUGGCCAGUGCCAUCGGCUACCUGCACUCCCUCAACAUCAUUUACAGGGACCUGAAACCAGAGAACAUCCUCUUGGACUGCCAGGGACACGUGGUGCUGACGGAUUUUGGCCUCUGCAAGGAGGGUGUAGAGCCCGAGGAGACCACAUCCACGUUCUGUGGCACCCCCGAGUACUUGGCUCCAGAAGUGCUUCGUAAAGAGCCUUACGAUCGGGCAGUGGACUGGUGGUGCUUGGGGGCAGUUCUCUACGAGAUGCUGCAUGGCCUGCCGCCCUUCUACAGCCGAGAUGUGUCCCAGAUGUAUGAGAACAUUCUGCACCAGCCGCUCCAGAUCCCUGGGGGCCGGACGGUGGCCGCCUGCGACCUCCUGCAAGCUCUUCUCCACAAGGACCAGAGGCAGCGGCUGGGCUCCAAAGCAGACUUUCUGGAGAUAAAGACCCAUGUUUUCUUCAGCCCCAUAAACUGGGAUGACUUGUACCACAAGAGGCUGACUCCACCCUUCAACCCAAAUGUGGCAGGACCUGCUGACUUGAAACACUUUGACCCAGAGUUCACCCAGGAAGCUGUGUCAACGUCCAUCGGCUGCACUCCCGAUACGAUGGCCAGUAGCUCUGGGGCCUCAAGCGCAUUCCUGGGAUUUUCCUAUGCACCAGAGGAUGAUGCCAUCUUGGAUUGCUAGAAGAGAAGCACCUGUGAAACCAGUGAAGACAGCUGGUAUCCAUAAGGAAUUACCUUCAGCCGCUAGUAACAGAGACUCAAAGUAACAAUGGCUUACAUAAGAUUAUUUUUUACCAGCACAUAAAAGAAGACUGUGUUAGUGGUCCAUGGCUGGUACAGCAGGUUAUCAGAUACUCAGAGGCUUUGUGUACUUCUACUCUGCCAUCCUUGGCAAAUGGCUUUCAAUAGUAGGAUUGCUACAUUAUCUCAAGUUGGUUACUAGAGCUCUAGCCAUUGCUUCUGUGUCCUGGGCAAGGAAAAGUGAGGAAAGGAGGAAAAGCAAAAGGGCGCCUUUACAGAGCUCCCCCAGAAGCCCCACCUUUGUGGGGGCUUGACUUCUCCUUCCAUCUCACUAGCCACCCAUCCUACUGUAUGGAGGCUGGGAUGUGUCGUAUUAGCUGGGCACAUUACUACCCCUGAUAACACAGGGAUUCCAACACUAAGGGAGAAAGGGAAAACAUGGGGUAGACAACCAGCACCUCUUUCCCAGAGGGCCUCUUGGUGUUUGGAUUUUGAUUCCCAUGUGUAAAGUGACAGAGAUGUGACAAGCCUAUAGGGUAUCCCCAACAUCCUCUUACUUUUCUGUCGAUGGUUUCUAUGUUCUUUGUUGUGGGUGGUACUGGACUUUUGUUAUUAGGUUUGUCUGCCUGGCAUCUGAACCCCAUCCUAUAUGCAGGGACUCUCCUACUUUAUGAGCCUUGAUGAGGGGCAAUAACUAUCUCCCCUUAGAGUGGAGCUGAAAAUGCUAGAUACUGCUUUCCCAGCCUCCCCUGCAGCUAGGGCCAGGCAUAUGGCCUAGGGAUACACCUGCACCAGAUGUUGACUCAAGGGAGGGACUGGAAGCUCUCUUUCAUGUUGUAGCUGUGGUAACAGUACCCACAAAACCGAGCUCCUGGUAUAGAAGUGUUGACUGUGCAAAUUGCAGCAAUUGGUAUUCAGUGGCGGCAGCAGCAGCUUCCUCAUCAGAUCUGUGCCAUGUGUCAUUCCUGUCAUCCCUGGGAAGCCUUGAACCUCACUCUCUAGCUUUCCUCAUGAUUUCGAGAGUUUCUGAUCCUUUUCACAUACUCCUUUUUUGCUGAAGUGGCCAAAGCCAGCUUCAGAAACCUGCCUAUGCUGAUCCAGUUUCUGUGCCAGACUCUUUCAAGUCUAUUAUCAAUUUUCAGCCAAACAACCCCAAGGGAACUAUUACAUCCCCUUUUUACAGGGUCAGAGAAGUUGUUCCUUGCUUGAAGGUAGAUCCUGACUCUCGCAGCCUCCCCUGCAGCUAGGGCCAGGGAUGCAGCUUUGCCAGAUGUUGAGUCAAGAGAGGAACUGGGAGUGCUGUCUCAUGUGGCAGCUGUGAAACUAUUACUGUCCACUUUUUACAGGGUCAGAGAAGUUGCUUCUUGCCUGAAGGUCACAUAGCUAAUAAAGGCCAGAGCUGGGAACUGGAGCCACAGAAGCUCUCACGUGUAACCUUUGUGGUCUGCCCCUCACUCUGGCCAUUAGGUCCAAGCAGAAUGACUGUCAAAAUCUCUAAUGAGAGCCAAGUCAGGAAUUGGUUGGAACAAGCUAGGUGGUGGGAAAUGGGGUCUUCCAGAGGAGACAUUCAACUGGACGCUCAUGGUCUGAGCCUGGCUAUUUUCGUGCUGUCCUCCACCUCACAUGCACCCGUGUGAUUGGCAGGUCUGAGGCCAUGGGGAGCCCAGGCCUUGGACAGGGCUGGAGGCUGGUGCAGGCUUGGUGACCAGAGCCCUCGGGCCACCUAUGGAGCUCCAUGUGUUCAAAAUUAGUCAUUUCUAAAAGUGAUUCCGACUGGACAGAACAUGAGCACGUAACAUCCCACGAAUUCAGGACACCCUACACUUGUAGGAUGGAUCAUGCUGCCUUAUGUCAGGGAAAAGUGGCUUCUUUUUCACAAACCUGUGGUUCAUCACCUACUUCAGGGUGGUCUUAUUAGCUUUUUGGUUAGUGGACAAGAGGGGAUGUUUCUUAACAUCACUAUGUGCUGGUGAUUUUAAUGCCUUUUCCUCUUAACUCAGCCCCGCUCUUGCCUUCCAUCUUUGUUCACCCAGCCCCUGCCCCAGGAAUUAUAGGGGCUGAAGCUGGAAGACCAUGGAAAACACACCAAUGACAGACACUGACCUACUAGAGAUCGAAGCUGGGUCAGGAAGAGCUACUCUUACCCUUUGACAUGUGCUGGGAACUGUGCAAGAAACACUCUGAUUUGAUUUCUAUCUUAAUAGUGUCUGUUAAUUGACAAACGUGGAACAUGAUGAGGGAGAGGCAAAAAUUCCCCCAACUUCCCAAAGCAAAAAGCAAGACAGUGUAAUUGUCAGAAACAUGAUAGCAUUGUCGAAAGCACACAAUCUGCUACGGAUCACGAAACGCAAAGGGGUUCUAUCUGUUCUAAGACUGUAAGACCACAAAACUUUUACCAGGAUAGAAAAUAAAAAUGAAGAAAAAUGA